AUGAACAUAAUAGAACCGAGUCUUGAUAACCACUUCUCUAGUCAUGCUGAUGACAAAGAGGGGGAGAAAGACUUUACUGCUGCUACUGUCCCUACAACUGAAGUUGAAGCUGAUGCUCAAAGAGCUGAAGCUAAUGAAGCUGAGGUUGUUGAUGACACCAUCAUUUCCCAUGAAGUUAAUGAAGUUGAGGUUGUUGAUCAUGCCGUCAGAGCUGUUGUUGAAGCUCAUGAUAAAGACCUUCCCAUUACUCCUGCAGCUGAUGCUGCUGAUGAGGAAAAUGAAGAUGAAAAUGAAGACGAUGACGAUGGAGAUGACGAUGACUCUCCAUCCCGUCCUGACGCUGGAAAGGAUCUCGGUGGUGAUGAUGAUGAAGACGACAAUGACGAAGACUUCACAAUUCAGUAA
This is a messenger RNA of Cynara cardunculus var. scolymus (artichoke), 405 nucleotides long. RefSeq names its product prostatic spermine-binding protein-like. The record is from RefSeq and is a predicted model, not a curated record. NCBI's taxonomy places the organism in Eukaryota, Viridiplantae, Streptophyta, Magnoliopsida, Asterales, Asteraceae. The coding region runs from base 1 to 405 and encodes 134 amino acids. The transcript has a single exon.